AUGGCGGAAUUAAAAGAACCUACAGAUAUUGAUCUACAGCCAACCGAUAUAAAAUCAGAGCGUAUGGAUGUCGCGAUGGACUUGGACCCUGAAGUGAUGCCUAUUGAGCUAAGGCCUCCAAAGCGGAAGCACAGGCGCAACUGGCAAUCUGGUGUCCGAUUCACUACCAAGGUUGGCGUUACUGGGACUUCAAUAGAUAAGAAUGCAGAAUGCCUCUAUAUGGACGAAGAAGUCAUUAUUAUGCGACCUCCUGGGGGAUAUGUAGAGAAGAAUGAACAGCGGAUUUUGGCACAGGACCAGACAGUGGAGACGUCAAAAGCUGUGCGAGCAAUGGUUCUCAGUAAAAGACUACAAACCCCCAUUGGCGUUAUUAUCGGCAACCAAAAUACCAUUCUCAAACAAACAAUGCCACAUCGUUUCAGUGUUAUGGACUUCUUUAUCAUCACAGACAUGUGGCAUGAGAAAGUAGGGAAGUUUGCGGCGGUCAACGUCAGACAGACUUCAAAAGCUCGAUUUAACGAAAAAAAGCUGGUGGGCUGA
Molecule: messenger RNA, 540 nt
Organism: Penicillium angulare
Lineage: Eukaryota; Fungi; Ascomycota; Eurotiomycetes; Eurotiales; Aspergillaceae
Product: 2OG-Fe(II) oxygenase superfamily-domain-containing protein
Exons: 4
Coding region: 1-540 (179 amino acids)
Source: RefSeq, a predicted model, not a curated record